Molecule: messenger RNA, 2724 nt
Organism: Metarhizium album ARSEF 1941
Lineage: Eukaryota; Fungi; Ascomycota; Sordariomycetes; Hypocreales; Clavicipitaceae
Exons: 3
Coding region: 1-2724 (907 amino acids)
Source: RefSeq, a predicted model, not a curated record
AUGAAGCUCGUCACUACUGCUCUUCCCACUACCCUCCUCGGCCUUCACGUCGGGCUAUUACUUGCCGACACUGGGAAUUCCGAUGCAGGCCGCAUGACAAUCGGCUAUAGGUCUGGCCUGGCUGACGGGAAGCAGGACGAGGAAAGCCUCAUCACAGGCGCGGGCACGCUCAUCCAGAGCCGCAACACAGCAGCCACUCACCUCGGGCCGGGCGUCUACAUAGGCAACAGCCCGAUACAGCGCGAUGGCGAUAGUCUCUUUCUUGUCACCGCCAAUGAGGCCGCCUUUAUGAGCACGCCCAAGGUCUGGGUGCCCCCGGAGUACUGGACGCUGCCGGUCCGGGAGGACGACGCGGCGGCGCAGCGAGAGGCCAAGAUCGCCAGGCAGCAGCUUGACUACUACAUCGAGGAUCACGGGCUUCGUCCGUCUCGUACCAUGAGGCUGGCCAUGAUAGAUUGGGCCGACUCGGACGACAUCGAGCAGCUGCUUAUCCCAAACGACAUGCUGUCUCGGGACCGGAAUGGAGCUCCCAUUGAAACCCGUAGCAGACUAGAUACCCAGGUCGAAGGGCCAGUAGGGCGCUUCUUCUUCAGCGUCGACUACGACGAAUGGGAGGGCAUCGCGGGCAGCAAGGUCCUUACAAACGACGCACUCCGCGAAAGGAGCGCCCUUCUGGUGCAAAGAGCAGCCAAGGCGGCCAGGGCGGCCGACGAAAUCCUGGACUGGGACUCGCGCGCCGAAGCGGCAGAGGCAAUGGUGGAAGCCGUCGACAUGGCCAAGCGGUGUGCCGAGGGAGUCGGUCAUCUCCACCGACGGCGCCCCGAGUUGGUUGAGUUUGACGACUUCAACGCCGCGUAUCGGCAAUACGCCAACGCCCGCAGGACCGAGGCCAAGUUCCACAAGCUGACGCUGAUGAGGGCCGUGGAGACACAGAAGAGCAAGGCGGCCCAGGCGGCGGGGAGGUCAAAAGACGCCACAGACAAGGCUUCCUGGACCGCCGAGGCCGAAGACGCCGCCAGGCAGGGCAGGGGACUGCUCGAAAAGGCCGCCGACCGGACCAAGGCUUUGAAAAGAGCCCACGAGAGGCUGGACUCGAUCCGGAAAGCCUUGGACGGCGGGGAGGAAGAGGGGUUAGAGGCGCUCGUAAAGAACCCGCGGGCUGUCUGGGCCAUUCUUCAGGAAUCCUUCGUUAGCAUGGGCGGGAAAGAACAGGCAUCGCUAGACAGGGCUAUAAAGGACGAGGCAGCUAUUGCACAGCAAGAAUACUCCAUCCUCCAGGAGGGCGUCAACGAGGCCGGCGCCGUGGUCAGCGAGAUUGAGAAGACUGUCGAGGCAGCCCGUCCCACGGCCACAAAGCCGGAUGGUGUACUUUGCCAACGCGCGGCGGAGGACUGCGUCGGAAUGCAACAAGGGGAACGUGCCCCUACCGCAGAGACGGCCGACGGGGGCGAGCUGGUAGCGAUGGCCGAGCAGAAAUCCAAGGAAAACUUCAACCGUCUCUUGGAGGAGUUUGACUAUGGCCAACUAGUACAACACCCCCAGCUAUACGACAAGCUACGUGUCAAGCUUGAAGAGUUUCGCCCGCUGCCACGAGCCGAGAGAAUUGCUCGCUUGGCGCCUCACAAUGUGGAGGGUGUGCUGGGGGUCGGCGGCCUUGCACUCUAUGGUAAAGAUGUAGCGGAUGUAUUCUGGGAAGACACCAGCGUCCUCGAUAAGGUGGCGAGGAUCACGUCCAUCAUACCCAUCAUCGGCUGUGCCGUUCAGCUUGCAGAUGAUGUACAGAAGGAAUACGUCAACGCUGUCCAUACUGCGUUGUGCUUCGCUGAAGAUGCCCUCACCUUGUCUGGGUUAUGGGAAAUAGCGCUGGCAAUGCAGUUAUCAGAGCAGUUUGUUGGCUGGAUAACGGACGGAAACGAACAGAACAAGGAACUCGACACGGCGAUGCUCAGGAACAGGCUCAUAGGGGGGUGGCAGAUCAACUUUAGCACUGUGAUGGACCAUCUCAUGUCCGAGGAGUUUGCGGCAAAUGUGACGAUCAAACUCUCGUCGUAUAACAUCCUCACUUUGUACCAGGCGGCGCAGCUCGCAGGCGAUGUACACGCUUCUCAUCACGCCGUGUCGCGAAAAGCCAAGACCGCCAAUGUGAGACCACAGCAGGGAGAUAUCGCGGCGCAUGUGCAGCCCGAAUUUCGACGGCAAAUCUGCGCGACGAUAGCACAGAGAAAAUACCAGUUGCAGAAGGAGCUUGAGGACAAAACUCUCAGACAGGUUGCGGAACUAGCCGAGGACUACAAGCAACGGUUUUUGGAUGAUUUCCGGGAGGCAGCGACCAGAACUGAUUUCAUGCUCGGUGCUUUGGUCUCCGUUGGGGACGACGGUAUCGACCAAGCCAUCGCUGAGGUGGCAAAGACUCGCCUGCCCCUAUACGAGUCCAGGAUCGAGGGGGCCAUCCGAGCGGUCGUCGAGCGGCUCGGAACGUCGGCGCCUUGCACAUGUCUGCAGGGCCGCAGGAAGCGUCCCUGCGAGUUUGCACACUGCAAGCAGGCAGUGCCUCGUAUGGGUACCAUGGAUGCAGCAGGGAGAGUGUAUAUUAGCAGGGUGCGGUCCAUGUCCCAUGGCAAGACUAUUGGCGUAUCCGAGGAUUGCUUGUCCCUCUUCACAACCUGUCGGGGUCGUCGGUCGACCCAUGAGAUCGGCAGGCCGCUAUGGUGUACGGCGCAAUGA